Molecule: messenger RNA, 2943 nt
Organism: Medicago truncatula (barrel medic)
Lineage: Eukaryota; Viridiplantae; Streptophyta; Magnoliopsida; Fabales; Fabaceae
Product: zinc finger CCCH domain-containing protein 30
Exons: 2
Coding region: 282-2477 (731 amino acids)
Molecular function (GO): protein binding; metal ion binding
Source: RefSeq, a predicted model, not a curated record
UUUCUUCCAAAACCUUUUUUUUAAAUUCACUCUAAAUUCUUCUUCUUCAUUUCAAUUUCAUUUCAUUUCAAUUUCAAAAACGUUACUCUCUUUCUCUCUCUCUCUCUCUGCAUGAUUCCUCGUUUCUAUCAAUGGAAGCUCUGAAAUGAAUCUCUUCUUCACCAGAUCUUGUUUUCUUCUUCCGAUUCACUCUUCAACAUUUUCCAUUCAGAUUUUUUCUUCUACUUCAUUGAUUUUGAACCCGAUCUUCUUCACAAACACUCGUAAUUGUUAAUUGAAGGAUGUGCGGUGGACCUGACAAAUCAAAAUCUAUUGCAACGUCAUCAUCUUCCUCUUCAUCUGCGGCUGAAGGUUCAAAUACUGUCGAAGACAUGAAAAAUCUAACUGUUCGUACUGAUGAUUCUUUUUCCAGCUUACUUGAACAUGCUUCUAACAAUGAUUUUGAAGAUUUCAAGGUAGCUCUAGAUAGUGAUGCUUCACUUAUUAAUGAAGUUGGCUUCUGGUAUGUCCGUCAAAAGGGAUCUAACCAAAUUGUUCUUGAGCACCGAACCCCUUUAAUGGUGGCUGCUUCCUAUGGGAGUAUUGAUAUUCUAAAGCUUAUACUCUCAUAUCCCGAGGCUGAUGUUAAUUUCUCCUGUGGAACUGAUAAAAGCACUGCUCUUCACUGUGCUGCCUCAAGUGGUUCAGUUAAUGCUGUUGAUGCUAUAAAAUUGCUUUUAUCAGCUGGUGCUGAUAUCAAUUCUGUGGAUGCUAAUGGGAAACGCCCUGUGGAUGUUAUCGUUGUUCCUAUUGUUGUUCCUCAUAAGCUCGAAGGUGUUAAAACAAUUCUUGAAGAACUUCUCUCAGACAGUGCUUCUGAAGGAUCUGUGGAUGAUUGCUCUCUUCCCCUGUCUCUUAUUUCAUCGAGUCCUGGUUCAUCUGCCCCUUUAUCAUCUGCUGAAAAUGGAUCUCCAUCCUCUCCUGUGGCUCCCAAGUUUACAGAUACAGCUGUUAAUUCUACAUCAGAAAAGAAAGAGUAUCCAGUUGACCCAUCUCUUCCUGACAUAAAAAACAGCAUGUAUGCCACAGAUGAAUUCCGCAUGUAUUCAUUCAAGGUUCGUCCUUGUUCUCGUGCAUACUCUCAUGAUUGGACUGAGUGUCCUUUUGUGCAUCCUGGAGAGAAUGCUCGAAGGAGAGACCCUAGAAAGUUUCACUACAGCUGUGUGCCAUGCCCUGAUUUUAGGAAAGGGGCUUGCCGACGUUCGGAUAUGUGUGAAUAUGCUCAUGGAGUAUUCGAGUGCUGGCUACACCCAGCUCAGUAUCGGACAAGGCUGUGCAAAGACGGUAUGGGUUGUAACCGAAGGGUGUGCUUCUUCGCUCACUCACCUGAAGAGCUGCGUCCGCUGUAUGUGUCCACUGGUUCUGCUGUUCCUUCACCCCGAUCAGCUGCUUCUACUGCUAAUGUCAUGGACAUGGCUGCUGCUAUGAGCCUUUUCCCUGGUUCACCAUCAUCAAUCUCUUUGAUGUCUCAAUCACCCUUUGCACAGCCUCCUCUAUCUCCAUCUGCAAAUGGCAAUAAUGCUUGGCCACAGCCCAAUGUGCCAGCUCUUCAUUUACCAGGAAGCAUUAAUCAAACUAGUCGUUUGAGAUCUUCUCUUAGUGCCCGUGAUAUGCCACACGACGACUUCAACAAUAUGUUGCAAGACUUUGAUGGGCAGCAGCAGAUACUAAAUGACUUGAGCUGUUUCUCACAGCCCCGUCCUGGUGCUAUUUCAGUUGGUCGAUCUGGCCGCCCUAAAACACUAACUCCCUCAAAUCUGGAUGAUCUUUUUUGUGCUGAGAUUGCUUCAUCUCCUAGGUAUUCCGACCCCGCUGCGGCUUCUGUAUUUUCCCCAACACACAAAUCUGCUGUCUUCAACCAGUUUCAACAGCUUCAAAGCUCCUUAUCACCCAUCAACACAAAUGUCAUGUCUCCUACAAACGUAGAGCAUCCCCUGUUCCACCAGGCUUCAUAUGGUCUCUCUUCUCCUGGAAGGAUGUCACCAAGAAGUAUGGAAGCCCUAUCUCCAAUGAGUUCUCGGCUGUCAGCUUUUGCUCAGCGUGAGAAACAACAGCAGCAGCAGCAACAGCUGCGUAGCCUCAGCUCAAGAGAACUCGGUGCUAACAAUCCUCUCUCAGCUGUUGGGUCCCCUGUUAACUCCUGGUCCAAGUGGGGAUCAUCCCCUAUUGGAAAAGCUGAUUGGUCGGUAAAUCCAAAUGACUUCGGUCAAACACAGAGAUCAACUUCUUUUGAGCAUGGAAACAAUGGAGAAGAGCCUGAUGUAGGUUGGGUCCAUUCCCUUGUCAAGGAUCCCACACCUGAGAAGAAAGAGAAGCUUGCAGGUUCCGGCCCAAUUCCAUCCGUUGAAAAGAAUCCCAAUCCUCAAGCGGACGGCAUUGAUCACUCUGUUUUGGGAGCUUGGCUCGAGCAACUGCAGCUGGAUCAACUUGUAGUCUAGUCAUUCAAUUUGACCCUUUUGCUACAUUCUUGCUGUCAUAGUUAUUUAAUUUAAUUUCUUAAGGUGCAUAUUCUUUUGGUGAAUUUAAGCCCCCCCGAAACAUGGAAGGAGGUUGGCUGCAAAGUUCCUGAAGGAUAAUCGUUUUUUUCAUUCCCUUUAAUUUUUGUUAUUCAUUAUUUCACAUUUUACCUAAAACUUCAGGGAGUGAGAUAAAGAACUCUUUCUCUCUGAACUGUUUAUGUUGUCUACUAGAAAAAAAAAUCCUGUAAGAGGUAAGGUAUUCUUCCAAAACAGGAUUCUUUUUCUUAUCAUUUUACUUCAUUAGUUUCUAAGUUCCUUUUCCUACAUUGUAUAAGAUUCUGUCAGUACAUUUAUGUUGCUUAUGUAGGAAGUGGGACUGAGUUUCUUAUGAAGGAAUUUAUGAGUUAUUGAAUAUUUAUUGCAAGCUAUAUUUUAGAAUACAGUA